AUGUCGUACACAUUCUCCAUCCUAUCGCCCCUCGAUGUCCCUCUUUUUACGCACGACUUCGGCACCUCACGCAGCGGCGGCACUGGCGUUGCGAACUACACACCUGCUGAGCGCGCUCUCGUCCCAUUUAUCCUACACUCGUCACUAGACAUCGUCGAAGAAGUGCAAUGGGGUCCUUCUACCUCCAGCGGCUCAGCACCCAUGUACCUCAAACACAUCGACAAAUAUCAGAACUGCUUUGUAUCGUGUUGGAUUACCGGCGGCAACACGCGCUUCCUUCUGCUUACACGACCACGGGAUGAAAGUCUAGGACUGACCAGCGGAGGUGCUGGAGGCGCGAGAGGGAGUCUUGCAGGCGGAAGGGCUGCACUGGGAGGAGGCGCUGGUCUGUACAAUCCUAGUAGUCCAGCCACGGAAGAGGCCGUCAAGAACUUCAUGGUCGACGUAUAUGAGGCGUGGGUCAAGACUAUCAUGAACCCGUUCUUUGCCGUCGGCAAUGGGGAGGUCAUCAAGAGUCCGGUAUUCAGGCAGAGGGUUGCGACAGCGGCGAAGAAGUAUCUAUGA
Molecule: messenger RNA, 564 nt
Organism: Alternaria postmessia
Lineage: Eukaryota; Fungi; Ascomycota; Dothideomycetes; Pleosporales; Pleosporaceae
Exons: 1
Coding region: 1-564 (187 amino acids)
Biological process (GO): endoplasmic reticulum to Golgi vesicle-mediated transport
Cellular component (GO): cytoplasm; nucleus; TRAPP complex
Source: RefSeq, a predicted model, not a curated record